Propithecus coquereli (Coquerel's sifaka) is the source of this 1242-nucleotide messenger RNA. RefSeq names its product zinc finger protein 883 (gene ZNF883). Gene Ontology annotation, molecular function: RNA polymerase II cis-regulatory region sequence-specific DNA binding; DNA-binding transcription factor activity, RNA polymerase II-specific. Gene Ontology annotation, biological process: regulation of transcription by RNA polymerase II. The coding region runs from base 31 to 1242 and encodes 403 amino acids. The transcript is spliced from 3 exons. NCBI's taxonomy places the organism in Eukaryota, Metazoa, Chordata, Mammalia, Primates, Indriidae. The record is from RefSeq and is a predicted model, not a curated record.
AAUUUAAAUGUAAAGUCAAGUUCAGUACUGAUGGAAUCUGAGAAAUUUUUUAUGAAAGAGAAAGCUUACCAGUGUAUUGAAUGUGGGAAAGGCUACACUUGUAUUGCAUCCCUUACCCAGCAUCAGAAAACACAUAUUGGAGGAAAACCUUAUAAAUGUAAAAUAUGUGGUAAAUCCUUCAGCCGGAACACUAAUCUUAUUCAACAUCAAAGAAUACAUACUGGAGAGAAACCUUAUGAAUGUAAUGAAUGUGGAAAAGCUUUUAGUCAAAGUACUAACCUUAUCCAACAUCGAAGAGUCCAUACUGGGGAGAAACCUUAUGAAUGUAAUGAAUGUGAAAAAGCUUUUAGUCAUAGGUCAUCCCUUAGAAAUCAUGAGAGAAUUCAUACUGGAGAAAAACCCUAUCCUUGUAAUGAAUGUGGGACAGCCUUCAGCCAUAUUUCAGCCCUUACUCAACAUCAUAGAAUUCAUACUGGAAAGAAACCAUAUGAGUGUACUGAAUGUGGGAAAACUUUCAGCCGCAGCACACACCUUAUUGAACAUCAGGGAAUUCAUUCUGGGGAGAAAUCUUACCAGUGUACGGAAUGUCGGAAAGUUUUUUGCCAUAGCACAUCACUAAUACGACAUCAGAGAACUCACACAGGAGAGAAACCCUAUGAAUGUAAUGAAUGCGGGAAAGCCUUCAGUCAUACCCCAGCCUUCAUUCAACAUCAGAGAAUUCAUACUGGAGAGAAACCCUAUGAGUGUAAUGAAUGUGGAAAGGCCUUCAACCGGAGUGCACAUCUUACUGAACACCAGAGAAACCAUACUGGAGAGAAACCCUAUGUUUGUAAAGAGUGUGGAAAAACCUUCAGUCGAAGUACACAUCUUACUGAACAUCUAAAAAUUCAUUCUGGUGAGAAACCCUAUCAGUGUAAUGAAUGUCAUAAACUAUUUUGCUAUAGAACGUCAUUAAUUCGGCAUCAGAGGACCCAUACAGGAGAGAAACCCUACCAGUGUAAUGAAUGUGGGAAAUCCUUCAGCUUAAGCUCAGCUCUUACUAAACAUAAACGAACACAUACAGGGGAGAAAUCCUAUGAAUGUAAUAAAUGUGAUGAUGGGCACAAUGUAGCUGCCAUCCUUGAAACUGACUAUAUUGGCCACAUUGUUUAUCAUGUCGACAAUUACAACAAUGAGGAAAAAUCCCAAAUUAUGGUGCUCUUUGAUCGCUGUCUCCAGGCCCGAGACAAUGCAGUGGCCUAA